This is a messenger RNA of Cloeon dipterum, 1571 nucleotides long. Its product is annotated as inactive peptidyl-prolyl cis-trans isomerase FKBP6-like. Gene Ontology annotation, molecular function: peptidyl-prolyl cis-trans isomerase activity; Hsp90 protein binding. The record is from RefSeq and is a predicted model, not a curated record. Gene Ontology annotation, biological process: piRNA processing; spermatogenesis. Lineage: Eukaryota; Metazoa; Arthropoda; Insecta; Ephemeroptera; Baetidae. Bases 1 to 1518 code for a protein of 505 amino acids. The transcript has 8 exons. Gene Ontology annotation, cellular component: cytoplasm.
AUGUCCUCAGAUAAAGAAAAAGAAAAUGGCAACAAGUGUGAUCUAAUGGAUCUAUCUGCAUUUGAUCCAUUGGUGAACGUUGAAGUGAAAGUUGAGCAGCAAGAACUGGACGACUUUUUUGCUUUGAACGUGGAGAAGAAUGGGAUUAAGCUCUGUGAACUACAAGCUGCAGCAGAGAACAAUGGUCACGUUGUGUUUGAAACCGUGAGCAAGGAGUUUGACAGUAGCAGUGAAGAUGAAGGAAAUGGUUCGUUUGAUGAAGAUGAAGUGCCCCGCCAUUCUAACGAGCAGAGGCGACAGUCGGCGAAAAAGCUGUUUCCCAAACCUCAAGAAUUCAUUCCUAGCUUUGAUGAACUCGUCAAGAAAAUGCAUCCAAUCAGAGAUGAUGGGAAAAUUAUGAAAAGGGUUCUCCUGGAGGGUUGUGGCGAGUUGGUGCCAGAGAAUGCAUUUGUGUCAUUCCACUACAAUGCAUACAGAGACAAUGAAGAUGCAUCGUUUGAUUCCACUUUGCUGCGGAGACAUCCAUGGAAGGUUCGAUUGGAGGAUGGCAUUCUGACUGGUUUGAAAGAAGCUCUGAUGUCCAUGAAGCAGAAUGAGAGGUCCCAGUUUCUUCUGCAUCCAGACUUGAUGUACGGGGCAAACGGCUGUCCCCCCAGAAUCCCUGCAAAUGCUCAUUUGAUGUAUGAAAUUACCCUGGAGGACGUCAUUGAAGGAGAAGUUGCCAGCAUGAUGGAGGACCAAAAUCAGUCAACAGCCGACUUCAAGGUCCUUUUGAAAGCAGUUAACCGAGAGCACGCAGAAGGCAUUCAGUUCUUUAAGAACCAGUCUUACAUAUCUGCGAUUGGCUGUUUCAAGCGAGCUGUGCGCCGCCUUGAGAACUUCACCAAGAUUAAGAACAAACAGGACUCUGAAGAGCAGAUGAAAAAACUUCAAACACUCUUCGUGAACCUGGCUAUUUGCCACAAUUCCUUGGGUGAACCUGAGAAGGCGUGCAGUAUGUGCCAAGAAGCGUUGAAGAUUGAACCUCAGAACUCCAAAGCAAAUUUCCACUAUGGAAGAGCACUCGCCACUCUUGGUGAUUUUGAGGGUGCGACUCGAAGAUUGACGAAAGCUAAAUGGAAGAAUCCUUGCGACGAGACUAUCAACCUUGAGCUGAAGAAGGUGCAAGAAAAGAAAGAACUUGCCAAGCAGAAGGAAAAGGAUAUGGCGAAGUUCAUGUUCCAAGGUUCAACUGGAAAAAAAGCUGAGACUGAGGAUCAUUGUGGCUUCCACAAGAAGCUAUUGGUUGCUGAGAAAGAGGAUUUUGAUCCAGUGACGAAAUCAAUGAGUCUUCGUCUGGAUAAAUUCGUCGCUGACAAGAGAGCCAGACAGAUCCACUUGCCACUUGUACUGAACGACAGUGAUGUGGAUAAACUUCAGAAAUUGGCUCAUGAAAGGAAUCUCGGUUUCAGCAUCACUGGACAGAACAUUUUCACCAUUUCCAAAUUGGAUCAUGCAGUGAAAGAAGGCAGUAAAUGAGUAACGUUUAGUAUAUAUUGUACAAGCUAUUAAAAUCUUAAUCCUACGUCAAA